This is a messenger RNA of Arabidopsis thaliana (thale cress), 4069 nucleotides long. Its product is annotated as Protein kinase superfamily protein. Gene Ontology annotation, molecular function: ATP binding. The transcript has a single exon. Lineage: Eukaryota; Viridiplantae; Streptophyta; Magnoliopsida; Brassicales; Brassicaceae. The record is from RefSeq and is marked reviewed. The coding region runs from base 197 to 1276 and encodes 359 amino acids. Gene Ontology annotation, biological process: cell surface receptor signaling pathway; defense response to bacterium.
CCAAAAAGUUUUCUACGACAGGCUGAUGGAUAACAGUUUGUAUGGGAUGUGAGGAGUCCCUAUCAAAACACGUCAAUGGUUGGAAUUUGUUUCCAAAUUUCAAAUCGGGAAGAGUAGUAACUCAACAUCUUGUAUGCAUUCAGAUAUUAAGUCUUUCUUGUUCAAAGAGGAAAACUGAAACAACAGUAUUUGUUUGAUGAAAUCGAUGGUGAAGAAGUUGAAGCAGAGUCUGAGAUCUGGAUCGUUAGAGAAAAGGAAGGAAAAGGAAAAAGACAUUCAGGAAGAAAAGUGGUUCUUAGACAACGGAAGCAUCUUCUUGAAAGAACUUAUUGCUGAUUGUAACGGUAAAUCCAUUCCUAUACGUAACUUUUCUUCUGACCAGAUCUUGAAAGCUACAAGUAACUUCGGUUCCAGUUGUUUUGUAACCGCAGAGGGGUUUUAUGUAUGGUACAAAGGUAUCAUAGAAGAUAGAUCUUACAUGAUCAAGAGAUUCUCUGAGUAUAAAGUUACUCAAUACAGAGUAGCAGAGGUUUACAACGAAAUUGUCUUGUCUGCUCGGAUGAGCAACCACAACAACUUUCUUAAACUUAUAGGAUUCUGUCUUGAGUUUAGUCUUCCGGUUCUUGUGUUUGAAUAUGCAGAACAUGGAGUUUUGAAUCACAGAGGAGGUGUUAUAGUCAAUGGGGAGGAAGUUAUAUUGCCUUUGAGUUUAAGGUUGAAGAUUGGAAAGGAGAUUGCAAAUGCUGUGACUUAUCUUCACAUGGCAUUCCCCAAGAUCCUCAUACAUAGACACAUUAAGCCAAGGAAUGUUUUCUUGGACGAGAAUUGGACCCCAAAGUUGUCUGAUUUCUCUAUCUCUAUAAACCUCCCUGAGGGAAAAUCAAGAAUAGAAGUUGAAUGUGUUCAGGGAACAAUCGGGUACCUUGAUCCAGUAUAUUAUACCACGAAAAUGGUGACGGAAUAUACCGACGUGUACAGCUUUGGAGUCUUCUUGAUGGUUAUUCUCACUGGUAAACCAGCACUUGCAUCCACUAGCUCUGAUGGGGACUACAAACAUAUUGCUAGCUACGUGAAAGGCUUUCAUGAGAAUGGGCAGCUUGAUGGAGUAAUAGAUCCUAAGGUGAUGGAAGACAUUACAAGUGCUCAAAAAGUGCAUGUGGAAGCGUGUGUGGUGUUGGCGCUGAGAUGCUGCGAGCUGAGAGAUGAAAACAGACCAAAGAUGAUCCAAAUAGCUAAAGAACUCAAGCAGAUUGAGACAUUAUUUCGGAGAUCAUAGCUACAGAUCCUCUCUGGUAUUGUACUAUAAAGCCAAGUUCCAGACUAUGGAGUGAAAGAGAUUUACAAUGACAUUGUCUUGUGUGACCGCAUGAGCAAUCGCAGCAACUUUCUCAAGCUAUUAGGAUGUUGUCUCGAGUUUCCUUUUAUGAUUCUUGUGUUUCAAGAUGCAGAACUUGGAGUUAUGAACCAUCGAGGAGCUAUUAAGGUUAAUGGGGAGGAAACUUUACUGCCGUGGAGUUUGCAAAUGCAUUGACUUAUCUUCAGAUGGCGUUUCCGAAGAUCAUCAUACACAGAGAUGUUAAGCCAGUGAGGAUUUUCUUGGAUAAGAACUGGACCGCAAUGCUGACCAAUUUAUCGUUUUCCAAUCUCUCUUCCUGAGGGAAAAACAAGAAUUGAAACUGAAAGAGUAAUGGGAACAGUAGGGUACCUGGAUCCAUCCACGAAGUUUGUGACGGAAUAUACAGACGUGUACAGCUUUGGAGUCUUUUAGAUGGUUGUUCUCACUGCUAGACCAGCUCUUGUCUCUGCUGGAUUUGAUGGGGAAUACAGAGGUAUUACUGGCUAUGUGAAAGGCUUAUACGAGAAUGGGAAGCUCGAUAAAGUAAUUGAUCGAAUGAUGUUCAAAGACAAUACAAAUGGUCAAAGAUCACAGGUGGAAGCAUGCGUUGUACUUGCGUUGAGAUGCUGUGAGGAAAGAGACGAAGACAGACCGAAGAUGAUCCAAGUAGCUAAGGAACUCAAGCGGAUUGAAACAUCACUGAAAGGUGUUAGCUAAAUACCUCUUCUCUGUUCUUGGACUGUGAAGUCAAAAAUGAAAAGAAAAAAAAUCUUUCUGUAGUGUGAACUCAGAUUUGUACAUAUAGCUAUAACUCAGAGAAACUCGGAGACACAUAUAACUUGAACAUUGACAUUUGACCUUCCAUGAAUGUAGUGUGUUUUUCUAUUUAUGCUUGCCCUAUAAUGCCUAAAAUGAAACAUCUUCUACAAUUACCAAUAUGUAUUUCUGCAUUUAUGUAUCUAUUUGGCUUGGAUUCUUAAUGCAUUUUCCUGUUAAAAGUAAAAGUGGUUCUUGUUUUCAUGAUAAGUUAUGUCUAUGAUAUACCUUGCAUGAAAACUCAGCUGGAAGUAGAUGUGAUAUUGGGCAUUGUAAACCAUCUUUGUAAGUUCUGAAACUAAUAAUGCAGAGCUUUGCAGUUUCAUUAUGACGCCAUCAGGGCCAAACUGAAAUCUAGCCAUACAUAACAACAAAAAUACUAGAGAAAACUGAAAAACAGAGAAAGACCAUAUAUAAGCAUAGGCUUUUAGACAACUCUACACAAAGUAGACUUUGUUUGGGUCGGACAUAGAGGCUUUCACAAGUCUUUCUAACCCCUUAAACUCUUUGGCAUCCUUCAGGUCCACAAUCAUAUGCGUUCCAAACUUUCAAAAGUAAUAAAUUUGAAACUUGGCUAUACAGUCUAAGAGUAGAGCUGAUCUCUAGCUAGGAUCUCAAAACAUGAUGUUCAAUCCGCUUGAGUUCUUUAGCUACCUGAAUCAUCUUCGGUCUGUCUUCUACCCUCUCCUCGCAGCAUCUCAGUGCAAGUAAAACGCAUGCUUCCACCUGCAAUCUUUGAGCACUUGUCAUCUCUUUCAUUAUCAUAGGAUAUACUAUUUCAUUGAGCUUCCCAUUCUCAGCUAAGCCUUUCAUAUAUCCAAGAAUACCUACAGGAUACCCAUCAGAUCCGGUGAAGUAAACCGAUAUACCAGUGAUAACAACCAUCAAAAAGACUCCAAAGCUGUACACAUCCGUAUAUUCUGUCACAAUUCUAGUUGCAAAGUAUAAUGGAUCAAGGUAACCAUAUGUACCCAGCACGUCUUCCGCUUCUAUCUGUGAUUUUCCCUCUUCCAGCGAUAUUGAGAAAGAUAAAUCAGACAACUUUGCAGUCCAAUUAUUGUCCAAGAAAACAUGCAGUGGCUUCACAUCUCUAUAUAUGAUGAUCUUAGGAAACGCCAUGUGAAGAUAAGCCAAGGCAUUUGCAAUCUCCUUCCCAAUCUUCAACCUCAAACUCAAAGGCAAUAAAGACUCUUCACCGUUAACCGUAAUACCUCCUCGGUAAUUCAAAACUCCAUGCUCAGCAAAUUCAAACACAAGAACAGGAAAAGGGAACUCAAGACAACAUCCUAGUAGUUUAAGAAAGUUGUUGUGGUUGCUCAUACGAGCAGACAAGACAAUGUCUUUAUAAACCUCACUUACUCUGUAAUCAGUGACUUUAUACUCAGAGAAUCUCUUGAUCAUGUAAGAUCUAUCUUCGAUUACACCUUUGUACCAUAUGUAGAACCCUUCUUCAGCUACAAAACAGCUUAAAUCGAAAUUCUUGGUGGCUUUACGAAUCUGGGAAGAAGUAAAGCUACGUAUAGGAAUGGAUUUACCAUUACAAUCAACGAUGAGCUCUUUUAAGAAGAUACUUCCAUUCUCUAAGAACCAUCUUUCCUUCUUCAUGCUUUUUUCCUUCUUUUUCCAGGACCCAGUUCUCAGAUUUUGCUUCAAUUUCUUCACCAUCGAUUCCAUUCAACAAAUAGCGAAAAUCCUGGGCGAAAGAUCUGAUUUUUUCUAACUUCAACUGAAAAUCCACUCUUUAAACUUUCUGGGUGCAUUACAAAGACAGCACCUUUUCCCGGCUUGAAUACAGAAGACAAAACCCAUCGUUGAAAAUUCCACAGAACGAAAUGAUAGACUCCUACCUUCUAGAACAGUGAGAGUGAGGUUCGGCAAUUGACUUGGUCAGAGAGUAGGACUUGUCUCUCUUACUGU